AUGCUCAAUUACAGCAAAGUAAUUUUCAUAGGCGACAGUCUGACGGAGCUGUCGUUCGACCCGACACAAUUCGGCCUGGGGUCUGCGCUGAGCCACCACUUUCGCCGCAGAGCCGAUGUCUACAACCGAGGGCUGAGUGGCUACAACUCUGUGUGGCUCGAAGACCAGAUUGACAGGAUAUGCCUGGAGUUUGAAGACUCAGCAAGUCAGGUGGUGUUGAUCAUUCUGUGGCUGGGUACCAACGACUCAGUGAUCCCAGGAAACCCACAUCAUGUGCUGGAGUCCGAGUUCCUCACCAAUCUCAAGAAGUACACCGCCAAGUUGCUGAGCACGUUCCCCGAAGCAAAUCUUCUGCUUCUCACUCCGGCGCCCAUUAACAUGACCCAACUGCAGGUGAGUACCCUGAGUGACAGCGGCAAAGCAAGGACACCCGAGUUGGCGCUGCAAUACGCCCAAAUCGUGGUCAGGUUUUUCCGGGAACAAUGCCAACCAGAUCCGCACGUCAAAUGCAUCGAUUUGUACAAUCUUUUGGGAAGCGGCAAAGAUGACGACUUCUACGUUGAUGGCGUCCAUCUGAACUCGGCAGGAUACAGAGAAGUGUGGAACGCGGUGCAUCAGGAGCUUGUGGGCUGGGUCGAACUACCUCUGAUCGAGCCUCAUUGGACAGUCAAGGCUGGAGAGCAGAAGCUAGGGGAGGAUCACACCGGAUGA
Molecule: messenger RNA, 711 nt
Organism: Yarrowia lipolytica CLIB122
Lineage: Eukaryota; Fungi; Ascomycota; Dipodascomycetes; Dipodascales
Source: RefSeq, a predicted model, not a curated record